CCAUCGACAAUUGAAUAACUACCACAACCCGCAAGACCUAAUAUAUCUUCGAGUCAAAUAUGGGUCGCGAAGAUCAAGUUGAAGAGCGAGAGGUUCUCGACUCCAUUUUCCCCGAAGAAAUCACAGAUAUAUCCGAGACCGAAUUCAGAAUAACAGUUGCCUUGGACCUUCCCGAUGCGAAAGAAGACGAUGAGCCUCCCAAAUUCAUCCUAGCUGUUAAAUAUCCCGAGAAUUAUCCCGAUGAGGCACCCCAACUAGAGAUCCAGAACCCCGCCAAUGCCGCGCCGCAUCCUUACUUCAGCGUUGCCGACGAUCGCGAGCUGCUGCUCGAGGGUAUCGAUGAGACAAUUCAGGAGAACCUCGGCAUGGCCAUGAUUUUCACCAUAGUAUCUGCAUUGAAAGACUCUGCGGAACAAAUUAUCCAAGACCGCAAAGAUGCCGAAGCCAAGGAGCAAGAAGAGCGAGCUCUAGCCGCUGAGCGCGAGGAAAACAAGAAGUUCCAAGGCACACUUGUCACAGCAGAAACAUUUGUCAAAUGGCGUGAGGGCUUUAUGCAGGAGAUGGAAGAGAAGAAGCAGAAGGAGGAGGAAGAGAGACUCGCUGAGCAAAAGAAGAACAAAAUCAAGGAGCCCACAAGGCUCACAGGCAAGCAGCUCUGGGAGCGCGGCUUGGCUGGUAAGGGUGAUGAGGAGGACGAUGAGGACGUCCCUACUGAAGGCAUUGAAAAGCUUGCUGUAGAAGCAUAAGCUGCUAUGAUGGGAUAACUUGUCUAUAUUCGAACAUAACUGGCGUUGGGACAUCUUUUACUUAACUCAUUGGAAACAGCAAUGCAAAAUAAUUUCCACGGUAUUACGCUCAUAUCAGUUUUUUGCAACAAUUGUGUAAGAAAAAUAGAAGAAUGAGAGUUUUUCGACAUUUUAGUCUAUCUAUUAUGAAUCAUCAAUUUCAUCAUGUUGGCAUUGUAAGCCAGCAUGCUCUAGCCCUGCAUCUCCUCAUCUUGAUCAUCGUCAUCAUCGCUCUCCUCAUCCCAGUCCUCCUCGCCCUCUUCAGGCUCACCAAUCUCGGCAUUGAUGCUUUGGACAAGCUCAAUAGCAUGCUCGCCGAGUCUCUCAUCCUCAUAUUCCUGGAUAUCGUAGAGCUUCAAGCACUGGGCCAGCCAGCGGCGUGCAGAUCGCCAGGUGUCCUUCCAGUCCUCAUUCUCAGAAGCACCGUUUUGCGAGCUCUGGGCGGCGCGGAGCUUCUCGCCCGCAAUGUAAAGACCCCAACCGCCGAGGUACCAGGCCUCAAUACUCUCAUCAUCAUCCGUAACGAGACGCUCCAGAACAGUGAGAGCCUCCUCCAUCAUGUCGGUCUCAAGCAAAAGGCGAGCCAGGGCAAUACGUGAAGGGAAAGCAGGCACUGAAGGGUCCUCGGGAGGCAAGUCCUGCCAGAUUUCCAAGCUUCUCUUAAGCGCCUCUUUGGCCUCAUCACUGCGCUCUUGCGAUAUGCGCACGUUGGCGACUGUCUGCCAUGUCUCGGGAGAGCCAGGAGCAACCAUCAUAGCUUCGGUGAUGAGAGCCUCGCAACGCUGCUCAGCGUCUUCCUCCCAUGAGAGAUCGGUCAUAUAAACUUCAGCCACGGCGCACAGAACACCACCAAGCUUCUCUUGCUUUUCUUCAUACGAUGCCUGCUGUUCGGGUGUCUUGCUGCUGUUGUCGGCCAACGCCUGAAUCUGUUUUCUCAACGCCACAGCUCCAAGGUCGAACCACUUGACGCUGUCCUGUCCACCUUCAUCGCUGAGCUCGGCCAGGAAGAGGAACUUUUCGGGUCCACCACCAAUCUUCUCCUCCAAAGUGCCAUCUUGGUCGAGCUUCACAGCCUUUUCAAAGUAUUCUUUCGCUUCGUCGACAUCGCCGAGUUCGAUGCUAAGGAUGCCGAGGAAGUUGAGGGCUCUGAGCUCGAAAUCGCCACCGGCACCAGUGUUCUCCAAAGCAUUUUCAGCUAGAGCAACGGCCUCUUCCACCUUGCCCACGUUAAGAAGCGUCUCAGCGUCGUCGAGAAGCUUGGCGGGGUUGUCGGACUUGCCCGACUUGGGCCUGCUCGGGGCCAUUGUGUAUUUUUUUUUGUUUAGAUUUGGGUAUAAAAGUUUCGAUGUAUAAAAUAUGGAUAUGUUCAAUUAUUCGGCCGUUACCCGAGUAUAGCGUUUUUGAGAAUUUUAUUCUUGAGAACGAAACAGUUGGGCCGCGAUGUCGCUGUAGUAGCCCACUGAGCUAGAAAAUUUUGGAGGCGUGGUUUAUCGAUAACAUCAGCGCCGACAGUGGGCGGCUGUAGUAAC
Molecule: messenger RNA, 2314 nt
Organism: [Torrubiella] hemipterigena
Lineage: Eukaryota; Fungi; Ascomycota; Sordariomycetes; Hypocreales; Clavicipitaceae
Source: the annotation of a GenBank genome assembly